Molecule: messenger RNA, 4778 nt
Organism: Bubalus bubalis (water buffalo)
Lineage: Eukaryota; Metazoa; Chordata; Mammalia; Artiodactyla; Bovidae
Gene: DTNA
Product: dystrobrevin alpha
Exons: 24
Coding region: 1368-3833 (821 amino acids)
Biological process (GO): synaptic signaling
Cellular component (GO): synapse; plasma membrane
Molecular function (GO): zinc ion binding
Source: RefSeq, a predicted model, not a curated record
UGUGUAGCUGAAUCAUUUUUGCUAUACACCAGAAACUAACACAACAUUGUAAAUCAACUGUAUUUUAAUUUAAAAAAACAGAAAAUAAAUUGUCCCUGAGCCGUCCAUUGUGCUUAAGCUGAUGACUGGCAUAGAAACAUGAAAAAGACACGGCUCCCUUUUCUAGGAGAGUCCAUAUCUAAAAAGAGAAGUUAGCUAUGUAAACACAGUGUUAUGAAAUAUGAGCUAAACAUGGGCAGUAAGCAAGGCCGUGGAAGCAGCAGGGUGGCAAUGUAAGGCCUGAGGGACAAAGCAGUCGCUGGCGGGAGCUCAGAGCCCUGUGGUGGGUGGGAGGAACCACAGCUGAAAUGAGGUGAAGCCCCAGUCACUCAGGACUCCUCCCGUCAGCCUUCCUUAAAGUACUGGAAAGAAAGCGAAGGUGAUUCCUUCAAUCUUAAUUAUGUAACCAUUGGUUUGGGGGAGGGAGAUCCCUGGAUUGCUCCGAGUUGAUAUUGUGCCAACCCCCUAUCUUAAUAUAGAGCCCCCAGAUACGGUUUGCGUAAUUCUAGUAGGCUCCACCACCCUAGAUCCAAAUCUAUGAGCAUUUUAAAUAGAACUGAAAUCUAAUCUGUUUAAAUAACGGAUAAACACAGGGUCUUGAUGAAAAGAAAAUGAAGAAUGUUACCUCCCACCUCUGAGCUGUAAUUAGGAGUUUCCCCUAGGAAAAUACUUUGAGACUAGCCCUUCGUAGACUAAUGUAGUGUUUCUCAGCAUCUGUUUUACUGAAUCAUUUCAUGUAUUUUAAAAAAUAUUUUAAAAGAUGCUGUGAGAUUAAUGCUGCAUUUCCUAUUGAGAUAGUAACUGACAUUUCAAAGUAUUUGGUUGGCAGAAGUAGUAGAUAAUCAUCAGUCUUUCAAGGGAUUACCGGCACUUAAAAAUGCAUAUAGGUAUUUCAUUAGUUGGUUUACAUUUUCUGGGAGCUCUUUUUUUCUUGCAUCUUUUUACUCGUUUUUCUUUUUCUUUUUUCCUUGUCCGCGAAGUUGAGUCAGCAACAGAAAGAUAUUCAAAUUAGACUUGUCAUACAGGAAAAAAAAAAUCUGACUUUGUCAGGGUGGGUGGAGGGGGAAAAAGCAACUUUUUGUCAGUCUUUUGUAUUUCAGCAGCUGGAUUCAUCGCUGCCAUGGUAACGGACCACAUGAUGAGGUGUAUUAGAUUGCUGUGUGUUGAGCACAAGGGGAAGAAUGAACACAGCGUUUUAUUGAAGUUGAAGGUUACUUAGGAGUUUCUUCUGUGGAAGUGUGUAAGGUCAAAUACUAUAGCUUUCAGCAUAUGUAAUACUUUAGAGGAAGAAUUAGGGGCAUGCUGCUGCAUUUAACUACAAAACCAGAAUGAUUGAAGAUAGUGGGAAAAGAGGAAAUACCAUGGCAGAAAGAAGACAGCUCUUUGCAGAGAUGAGGGCUCAAGACCUGGAUCGUAUCCGACUCUCCACCUAUAGAACAGCAUGCAAGUUGAGGUUUGUUCAGAAGAAAUGCAAUUUGCACCUGGUGGACAUUUGGAACGUCAUAGAAGCAUUGAGAGAAAACGCUCUGAACAACGUGGACCCAAACAUGGAGCUCAACGUGGCCCGACUGGAGGCUGUGCUCUCCACCAUCUUUUACCAGCUCAACAAAAGGAUGCCAACCACACACCAAAUCCAGGUGGAGCAGUCCAUCAGCCUCCUGUUAAACUUCCUGCUGGCAGCCUUCGAUCCGGAAGGCCAUGGUAAAAUUUCAGUAUUUGCUGUCAAAAUGGCUUUAGCCACGUUGUGUGGAGGGAAGAUCAUGGACAAAUUAAGAUAUAUUUUCUCAAUGAUUUCUGACUCCAGUGGGGUAAUGGUUUAUGGACGAUACGAUCAGUUCCUACGGGAAGUUCUCAAGCUACCCACGGCAGUUUUUGAAGGUCCUUCAUUUGGUUACACAGAACAGUCAGCGAGAUCCUGUUUCUCUCAACAGAAAAAAGUCACCUUAAAUGGUUUCUUGGACACGCUUAUGUCAGAUCCUCCCCCGCAGUGCCUGGUCUGGCUGCCCCUUCUGCAUCGACUGGCAAAUGUAGAAAACGUCUUCCACCCGGUGGAGUGCUCCUACUGCCACAGUGAGAGCAUGCUGGGCUUUCGCUACCGAUGCCAACAGUGCCACAACUACCAGCUCUGCCAAGACUGCUUCUGGAGGGGGCAUGCCGGCGGUUCCCAUAGCAACCAGCACCAAAUGAAGGAGUACACGUCCUGGAAAUCACCUGCCAAGAAGCUAACCAAUGCGUUAAGCAAGUCUCUGAGCUGUGCUUCCAGCCGUGAGCCCUUGCACCCCAUGUUCCCUGACCAGCCUGAGAAACCACUCAACUUGGCCCACAUCGUAGAUACUUGGCCACCCAGACCUGUAACCAGCAUGAAUGACACCCUGUUCUCCCACUCUGUCCCCUCCUCAGGAAGUCCUUUUAUUACCAGGAGGUUACCUGAGGGGAUAAGUGCAUCCAGCCCUGUGGCUGAGGAGCAUUCACUCAUAAAGCUGUAUGUAAAUCAGCUUGACCACGGCACACGCUCUCCUCCCAAGGACAGUGAAGUCGAGCAGAGCAAACUGCUGGCUAGGGCUGCUCCAGCUUUGCUGAAGGGCAAAGGGAUAAAGUACAGCCUGAAUGUGGCAGACAGGCUAGCUGAUGAACAUGUUCUCAUCGGGUUGUAUGUCAACAUGCUCCGGAACAACCCAUCAUGUAUGCUUGAGAGCUCCAACCGGCUUGAUGAAGAGCACCGGCUGAUUGCCAGAUAUGCGGCCAGACUGGCGGCAGAGUCCACUUCGUCUCAGCCAACUCAGCAGAGGAGCGCCCCUGACAUCUCCUUCACCAUUGAUGCAAAUAAGCAACAAAGGCAGCUGAUCGCAGAACUAGAAAACAAGAACAGAGAAAUCCUACAGGAGAUCCAGAGGCUGCGGCUAGAGCAUGAACAAGCUUCUCAGCCCACGCCGGAGAAGGCACAGCAGAACCCCACUCUGCUGGCAGAGCUGCGGCUCCUCAGACAGCGUAAGGACGAGCUGGAGCAGAGAAUGUCUGCCCUCCAGGAGAGCCGGAGAGAGCUAAUGGUCCAGUUAGAAGGUCUCAUGAAACUACUAAAGGAAGAAGAAUUGAAGCAGGGAACUCAGGGGGCAGGCUCCCCCCGCUCCUCCCCUAGCCACACCAUCAGCAGGCCUAUUCCCAUGCCGGUGCGGUCCGCGUCCGCCUGCUCCACCCCGACCCACACGCCUCAGGACUCACUCACGGGGGUAGGGGGAGACGUACAGGAGGCGUUUGCACAAAGCUCAAGAAGAAAUUUAAGGAAUGACUUACUAGUAGCAGCAGAUUCCAUCACGAACACCAUGUCCUCUCUCGUGAAAGAGUUGAAUUCUGAGGUGGGAAGUGAAACUGAUAGUAACGUGGAUUCUGAAUUUGCACGGACACAGUUUGAAGAUCUGGUCCCAUCACCAACCUCUGAAAAAGCUUUUCUAGCACAAAUCCACGCCCGAAAACCUGGGUACCUUCACGGUGGAGCUACCCCGAGCACCAUGCGUGGGGACAUGGUUACAGAAGACGGGGACCCCUACGUGCGGCCAGAGGAUGAGAACUAUGAAGAUGACUCCGUCCGGCAGCUGGAGAAUGAGCUGAAAAUGGAGGAGUACCUAAAACAGAAGCUACAGGACGAAGCCUAUCAGCUCCACGUCAGCCCUGAGACCAGACUCAAGCACCCCUGUCCUGUAAACGAGACAAAAUGGCGUGCGUUAUUUUGGGUUUUCGUGUUUUUGGGCGGGUUUCUUUCCUUGGCUCUCCAAAUCUACUUUUGGGGCCUGUUCUAAGUGCAAACCCAGCAGGUGUCACCUGUCCUGUCCAUUACAUACAGUUCUGUCUGGCGAGGGUUGUUUCUUUCUUGUUCCACGAUGAAUUGCACAUCCAUCUCCAUUAGAGGUGAUGCCCUAUUAAUGAGCACUGGUCUAACACAGCCAACCCUCCCCCACGGCUAAUGUGAACGGAGGGAGGGAGGAGGGUGAAAUCUACUGUAGGGGAUUCAGGAAUCAGUUGUGGUUGGUCAGGACGGAAGUCGGGGUAAAUGUGGUUGGUCAGAGGGAGAUGUGCUGGAGAUUGUGAAAAAUGGAUUCUCGAGUGAUCUGCUAUAAGACAGGGAAGGUUCAUUUGUAAGUAGUAAUGUGAACUGAACUACAUAAGAGUGUGGCCUUUGUUGUGAUAUACUAUGUAUUUUCUUAUAUGCAUGAGCCAAACUGUUGCAUCAUAAUUUAGCACUGAUGUCUGCUUUUAUUUUGAUCAUCUUUGUCCAUCCUCAUUAGUUCUUGGCUGUUAACUGUAGGUAGACGUUGUAGAUCCAGCAGCCUUUGGUUGCUGCAGUCACCUUGGUUCGAUUCCGCACAAACAACUCCAUGUCCUCAGAAGAAAGGGCAUUUUUACCUUUGAACCAAAAAGAGGGAAAAAAACAAAAAAAGUCAGAGGUAUCAUAUCCUGAGGCUAAUUAACUCUAAGACAUUUUUAAUUAUGACUACUGUAAUUUGACGCCAUUUGAAGUAACCAAUUCAGAGACACUAAAGAUGUCACAACAUUCAUGGGUAUGUAACAAAACUACUAUUGUAUGGGUUUUUUGUAUUGCUGUUAAGUAUUGUUUUGUGUGUAUGUGUGUGUGUUGGAACCUCCUGGGGACAUGUUAUAUUUUGAAGUGAUUAAACUAUUUAAUUGUGUGUCUAUAUUUUGGAAUGGAAUUAUUUCUUCAUUAAAAAAUGUUUUUAAAAACACUA